Thlaspi arvense is the source of this 1617-nucleotide messenger RNA. The record is from the annotation of a GenBank genome assembly. Lineage: Eukaryota; Viridiplantae; Streptophyta; Magnoliopsida; Brassicales; Brassicaceae.
AUGAUAACCAGAGAGAGUCAAAGGCUGAGAAGCAUCACAAUGAUGAUACUAAUGGCAGUUCUGGUCUGGUCUGUAACUCUAGAGACCUGCAUUGCAAGAAAAGGAAGACAUUGGAGACACCACCAUAGCAGCUCAUCAGCUUCAUCCUCCUUGUCUGAUUCCUUGUCCAGCAAGAAACCAAAAAGCCAUGAGAACAGCCACAACAAUAGUCAUUCCCACAAGUCAAAACCAAAACCAAAACCGACGCUGAAAACUCCGCCGCCAAAAUCCAGCUCACCUGUCGUGCCACAACCACCGCAAGCCCAAACGCCGCCACCACCACCACCACCUCUUCCGCUGCAGCCACUUGAAGGCUCUCAAGAAUUCAAUGUGCUUGAUUUUGGCGCUAAGGGUGAUGGCAUGAGUGAUGACACUGAGGCGUUUGAAGCGGCGUGGGCAUCGGCUUGCAAAGUAGAGGCAUCAACGAUGACCAUACCGUCUAGCUAUAUCUUCCUCGUUGGCCCUAUUUCUUUCUCGGGUCCUUAUUGUCAAGCAGACAUUGUAUUCCAGCUAGACGGAAUGAUUGUAGCUCCUACUGAUUCUGAGUCAUGGGGAAGAGGACUAAUGUGGUGGAUUGAAUUCACAAAGCUUAAAGGAAUCACAAUACAAGGGAAUGGUGUUAUUGAUGGAAGAGGCACUGUUUGGUGGCAACAAGAUGACACCUUUGAUUAUCCUAACGACGAUGACUUCAAGCUCAUUGUCCCAUUAAACAAUUCGGUUCAAGAACAUCCUCCAAUGCCGAUAAGAAGUGAGCUUAAUGGAAUGCCAAGCAUUAAACCAACGGCGCUACGGUUCUAUGGGAGUAUCGACGUGACAGUGACCGGAAUAACAAUUCAGAACAGUCCUCAAUGUCAUCUCAAGUUUGAUAACUGCGUCCAAGUAUUAGUUCAUGACGUGAGCGUUUCUUCUCCUGGAGACAGUCCAAACACAGAUGGGAUUCAUCUUCAGAACUCCAGAGAUGUUAUGAUUCAUACCAGCACACUAGCUUGCGGAGACGAUUGUAUCUCGAUUCAAACGGGUUGCUCCAAUGUGUAUGUUCACAAUGUGAAUUGUGGACCGGGACACGGGAUCAGCAUAGGGAGCCUUGGUAAAGACAGUACCAAAGCGUGUGUCUCCAACAUAACAGUUCGAGAUGUAGUUAUGCACAACACAAUGACCGGUGUCCGGAUCAAGACAUGGCAGGGAGGUGUAGGAUCAGUGAAAGGAGUACUAUUCUCAAACAUUCAACUCACAGAAGUCCAGCUUCCGAUAGUGAUUGAUCAAUUCUACUGUGACCACAGCAAAUGCAAGAACCAGACAUCAGCAGUGUCAGUGGAAGGAGUCACUUAUGAGAAGAUAAGAGGAACUUAUACAGUAAAGCCUGUGCAUUUCGCUUGCAGUGACAGUUUCCCUUGCGUAGAUGUGCAACUAUCAGGGAUAGAGCUAAAACCAGUUCAACAACAGUACCACAUGUAUGAUCCGUUUUGCUGGAAAACAUUCGGGUUGCUCAAUUCACCGACCGUUCCACCGAUUGAUUGCUUACAGAUCGGGAAGCCAGCAAGAAAUGGAGUCCAUACAGAUCAUGAUAUUUGUGUAUGA